CGGCCAUGAGAUCUAAAACACACAUUACCAUGUUAACAGUUGCCUUGGUUACCGAUGGCAGGGGAGAGAGGGAGAUGCAAGCUGCCGAUGCGGUGAGUGGCGGCGGACUGUUCUUUGAGAAUAUGGAGUUGGGGAUAGCGGAUGAGGAUUAUGUCUGUGCCACACAUCUUUUCUUAGAUCAUCUGAAUAGAGUUCGUGCAGAGCACAAUGUGGCACCAGUAUCAUGGAAGACAGCGGUACGCUUCCUCAUGGCCAGAAAAUUUGACGUAAAGCGGGCUUUAGAGCUUUUCAGAAACCAUGCCGCCUUAAGGCAGCGUGAAGGACUAGGGAGGCUAGUCUCAACAGAAGAACCCCUCAGCCGAGAGUUGCUGAGCGGUAAAUUUACAAUAUUGCCACAGCGGGACACAACGGGUGCGGCCAUUGCAUUGUUCUCAGCUAGAUUGCAUACGCCUAACUCAGUUCCUAUGCAGGCCGUCUUACAAGCUGCUGUGUUCCAACUUGACCAUGCGUUAUCAGACAAUGAAACGCAGCGUAACGGUCUAACCUGCAUCUAUAACAUGACAGAGUCGACCUUUGCCAACUUUGACAUGCACCUGGGCAAGAAGCUACUGGGCAUGCUCCGUGAAGGUUACCCGGCCCGUUUGAAGCGUGUGUACGUGGUGACGCCCCCGCUGUGGUUCAAGGCUAUGUACAAGCUACUUGCCCCACUCCUCAAAGAGAAAAUGAAAGAAAGAGUAACAUUAGUAAGCGCAGACAGACUAUGUCGCUUCAUUCCAGCUACAGCAUUGCCUCGUGAGUUGGGAGGAAUCUCAGAAGUCAACCAUCUAGACUGGCUCAACUCCUGCAUCAACCAUUCAGGUGAAAACAAUCGCAACUCACAGGACCUCAGUGACGAGUUUGCCGACAGUCUAGACGCCCUGGAGGCCAACCGGCAGGCCGUAGAACUCUUUGGUGCAAUCUCGUUCCCCUCCAAACCGCUGUCUUAUUUAAAUCAUCAAACGCACGCCCAAGGGAGGUCGCGGGAGAGGACGUCAAGUACAGGGUCGGAUGCCGGGAUCGGAGUGAAUAUCCCGAGUCAGACGGGCAGUGCAGGCAACUCAGUACCCCCGAGCCCGACGGAGACACGCAAUGUGGCGCAAGACAUCGCCGAUCACAUGAAUAAGUUUGAUGAACUUGGUAGCAAUGCAACGGAGAGUGACGGGGUCAGGAUCAAUACCCAGCGAGAUAUGUUUGUCAGGACUGACCAUCACCCUCAUCCCCAGGUGGUCAAAAGUUGCGUCGCCAGCGAUGACGAUGAAGAGGAGAAAGGGCAGCUCGAAGCCCGGGAAAAGCACGAAACGGAGCCAGUACGGGAGAGCGUCUCAAACCAUAUAAAUGCAUCCCAAACAAAUCACAGUUAUGAUGAUCCGAACGAUAUGCCCUCGGAACCCCCACCGAAGCCGCCCCGUCCACAGGAGCAAGUCUGUGUCACCAGCCCAGCGGUGUCGGAAAGGGGCAAAGGAGGGGAGAAUGGUGUGUCCGUACAUCAGCCUACAAGUACCGGUAUGGACUUAGAUGGUCUAGUUGAGUACGUGAUUCAGACCAGAAAGAAAGGAUUGUACCAGGAAUAUGCAAUGAUAAGAGCCGAACCACCUGCAGGCAAUUUCAAUGUUUCAAAGCACAAGUAUAACUUGCCAAAGAACAGAUACGCUGACGUCCUCUGCUACGACCAUUCGAGAGUGAAGUUACACACGAUAAACGGCGAUCCUUAUUCGGACUACAUCAAUGCUAACUAUAUGGAUGGUUACAAGCAGAAAAAUGCAUUCAUUGCAGCCCAAGGUCCUCUUCCGAGAACGUUUGGCUCGUUCUGGCGCAUGAUCUGGGAGCAGAAAGUCCUGGUCAUCGUGAUGACAACUCGCACCGUGGAGAGAGGGCGCUUGAAGUGCGGCCAGUACUGGCCGGCGGAGGUGGGCUCUGAAGACAACCAUAGUUUCCUCUUGGUCAAAAAUAUUGAGAUGGAGAGACGGCGAGACUACACCAUCAGUAUCUUCAUAGUGAAAAAUACACAUACCGAUGAAGUCCGCCAAGUUGCCCACUUUCAGUUCACCAGCUGGCCUGACUUUGGAACGCCUCGCUCCGCUCAAGCCAUGCUGGAAUUUAGAGAAGAAGUACGUAGCUACCAAUCCAAGGCUGUUGAAGAGCUAGGAUCGGUUUGGACUAGCCAUCCGUUGGGACCACCUAUACUGGUACACUGCAGUGCUGGAAUAGGACGGACAGGAACUUUUUGUACUCUUGACAUCAGCCUGUCUCGUCUGGUAGACAUCCACACGGUAGACGUCUGUAACACGGUACGUCGUAUGAGAGCUCAGAGAGCGUUCAGUAUACAGACCCCUGAGCAGUACAAAUUCUGCUACUUCGCUAUCAUUGAGUAUGGCCUCACAACAAAUCAACUCGGGCCAGUGGACUUCACAGGGUAUAGUGAUAGCUCGAGUGACAGUGAGUGAAAAGUGAUAAGCCCCCCCGACCUUCUCUCGUUCCUCUCUUUUCUAGACACCAGGGGGGAUCCCAGGAGUACUUUUAAUAAAAGACUCUGGCCCAAUUAUAUGGCUCUGCUUACCAGUGACAAAGAAUCAGCACUUACGGAGGCAGGGAAGUCUGCGCUUACGUCAAGCGUAUUUCACGGCUAGCAGGUAAUUUUUGCUUUUGUGCGUUCGUACUCCACGUUACUAGGCAUUCUUCACUUGCACACCUGGCGCAGAAAUUCGGCAACUGCACUGUAACCAGAGAAUGGUGAUCGACUUCACAAAGAGAUCAGACUAUUUAUAAGAUAAAUCGGUAAUGUACUUGUAGUGAUUUCUUUUCCGUCGUCACAUUUUCUUUUUCGGUAGCAGUUUGGAACAAUGAUUGCAUUGUGCCAUAAGGCACAAGAUGGGCAGCUGGAGCUCAAUAAUUUGUUAGAUCGUUAAGUAUGGUAUGGGUGCCAUUUCAGUAAGCAAAUGUUUCAUUAUAGCAAUGGAGCUCUAUCUAUUGUUACAAAGUUAAGUACAUGUCAUAGAGUUAUAUAUAAGAACUAGAGGGCGCACUGGUGAUGUUGCUUGCACAAACGCGACGGGACCUCAAGGAGA
This is a messenger RNA of Asterias rubens (European starfish), 3104 nucleotides long. Its product is annotated as tyrosine-protein phosphatase non-receptor type 9-like. Gene Ontology annotation, molecular function: protein tyrosine phosphatase activity. The transcript is spliced from 10 exons. Gene Ontology annotation, biological process: protein dephosphorylation. Lineage: Eukaryota; Metazoa; Echinodermata; Asteroidea; Forcipulatida; Asteriidae. The record is from RefSeq and is a predicted model, not a curated record. The coding region runs from base 6 to 2483 and encodes 825 amino acids.